AUUUGUCCCUUCUUAAAAGAUAGGCACAGGAUAUAGACUGGGUAAUAAAAUGUGGUUUGGGUUUCUAGUGUUUUUUAUGCUUCCAGGUACCCAGAACCGCAAAUUGUACUUUGAGCUCCUCAGAAGAAAGGUGCUCCAGGCAUCUAAGAGAAUACCGUUGGGGUGAUACUUACAAAUUUGUAAGCUAACACUGAAAUCUUAAAACUUUAAAAAUAUUAAUGCAUUUGUAUGAUUUAUUUUUCAACUGAGUAUAUCAAAGCACUUUAUAAACAAGUGUUGUCCAUAGUUUGUACUGAUGGGGAAACUGAGGCAUGGGGUGAUAAGGUGACUGGCCCAAGGUUACAAAAUGAGUUAUUGACAACUCUGGAAAUAGAAGAUUUUUUAAAUUCACAUAUUAGAUAUAUGUGGGCAUUGGCAUUCAAAGCUUCCCUCAUGCUAUCUCCUUUAGUCCUGUCCUUUGAGGACUUGCCUUCAAGGGUGAGAGGGUAGUUCAGGUUUCCUGGCUUGUUCAGCCUUUAGUCUCUGUAGAGGCUUCCAGCAAGCUGACAAGUUACUGCCAAAAGUGAGACAGAUGGUAUUUUUUAUGAUGUUGUCCUUAGUUAGAGACUGUUAGUGAUUCUUCUCCUCAGGCUACUCUUUGAAAAGCUGUAAGGUAGUAUCAGCUUUAUCGUGGUUGGCUGAGGAAGGAUUUGUACAAGUAAAUGUUCUCUGCCCUAUUGUCAUUCCUAGGGUCAUCUGGUCUUGGAGUAUCCUGAAGUUGAGGGAUUAGAUUAUACUCUGAAUUGGUAUGCCCAAAGUUUGAGGAAAUGUUUUACUUUUCUUUGUGUUGAGAUGAAAGUCUCCCAGGCUAAAGAUUUCUGAACUGCACAUAAUGCCUGAAGAAACACUUGAAAGGCACUUUAUUUCUCCCAGGUCCCCAACCAUGGGUUUAGGCUUUUAUGCCAGAAAGGGGACCUUCAUGAACAAAGACCCCCAAGACCUAGAGAGAAGAGGAAGUCUGAAAGAGGGAGGUUUGAAUUCAGCCUUCAGGAAAGAAGAGGGCAGAGCAGGAGGCUCAGGCAAGGGAGUCAGGAACCACAGACCAGAAGCAUGGACUUGGAAAGGUUUUCAUGUAAUUGAAAUGAAGCUAUUGAUUCAUCCAUUUUAAAAGAAUUUGAAAAAUUCAUUAAAAUAUUAGUGGCAUCCACUAAUUAAUAAAAGCAUAGGGAGUGGCAUCUUUAAAACCAAAAAUGAAAAUGAAGAAACAGACUCCAGCCCAGGGACCAGGGGCGAUUAUGAGGGACAUGGUGCCUCAUACAGCCAAGAUGAUCCAAGAGGCAUCAUCUUUAUGAAGCUUUAACACCUGGCAGCCUGCUCAUUGUGUUGUUUAAGAGUCUGUUAUGUUCUGAACCCACACAUGUUUUCGGAAGGACCAGAUGGCUGACACUGGCUAAUGGGAACCAAAAGACGAGUGAAAGUAACCUGGUUGUCACAUACCCCCAGCUUAGAGGUGCUUCACCCUGCCCCAAGAUAUGGUUUUGUGGAGUUUGAUGAUCUGCGUGAUGCAGAUGAUGCUGUUUAUGAACUGAACGGCAAAGACCUUUGUGGUGAGCGAGUAAUUGUUGAGCAUGCCCGCGGCCCACGGCGAGAUGGCAGUUACGGUUCUGGACGCAGUGGAUAUGGUUAUAGAAGAAGUGGCCGAGAUAAAUACGGCCCUCCUACUCGCACAGAGUACAGACUUAUUGUGGAGAAUUUGUCAAGUCGGUGCAGCUGGCAAGACCUAAAGGAUUAUAUGCGUCAGGCAGGAGAAGUGACUUAUGCAGAUGCUCACAAGGGACGCAAAAAUGAAGGGGUGAUUGAAUUUGUAUCUUAUUCUGAUAUGAAAAGAGCUUUGGAGAAGUUGGAUGGAACUGAAGUCAAUGGCAGAAAAAUCAGAUUAGUUGAAGACAAGCCAGGAUCCAGACGACGCCGGUCCUACUCCAGAAGCCGGAGUCAUUCAAGGUCUCGCUCUCGAAGCAGACAUUCCCGUAAGAGCAGAAGCCGAAGUGGGAGCAGCAAAAGCAGUCAUUCUAAGAGUAGAUCCCGGUCCAGGUCAGGCUCCCGCUCCCGGAGCAAGAGCCGGAGCCGGAGCCAGAGUCGGAGCCGGAGCAAGAAGGAGAAAAGCAGGAGCCCCAGCAAAGACAAGAGCCGCAGCCGCAGCCGUAGCGCUGGCAAGAGCCGCAGCAAGAGCAAAGACCAAGCUGAAGAGAAGAUCCAAAACAAUGACAAUGCCGGGAAACCCAAGAGCCGGAGUCCUAGCCGGCAUAAAAGUAAGAGCAAAAGUCGGAGCAGGAGUCAGGAGAGGAGAGUGGAGGAGGAGAAGCGAGGGAGUGUGAGCAGGGGCAGGAGCCAGGAGAAGAGCCUCCGCCAGAGUCGGAGCCGGAGCCGGAGCAAAGGGGGCAGCAGGAGCCGGAGCAGGAGCCGCAGCAAGAGCAAGGACAAGAGGAAGGGCAGGAAGAGAAGCAGGGAGGAAAGCCGUAGUCGCAGCCGCAGCCGCAGCAAGAGUGAGAGGAGCAGAAAGCGAGGCAGCAAGCGAGACAGCAAGGCGGGCAGCAGCAAGAAGAAGAAGAAGGAAGACACUGACCGCUCCCAGUCCAGAUCUCCAUCCCGCUCCAUGUCAAAGGAGCGGGAACAUGCCAAGUCUGAAUCCAGCCAGAGGGAAGGUCGAGGGGAGAGUGAGAAUGCUGGCACCAAUCAGGAGACCCGGUCCAGGUCGAGAUCGAAUUCCAAAUCGAAACCAAACCUUCCAUCAGAAUCACGCUCCAGAUCAAAGUCAGCUUCGAAAACCCGAUCUCGGUCCAAGUCUAGAUCCAGGUCUGCUUCCAGAUCACCCUCCCGAUCUAGAUCUAGGUCCCACUCAAGGUCCUAACUGGCUAUGGCCACAGCUGGAACUACCCGAGAAAUCUUUUGUACAUGUUUGGUAGCCGUAGCACAAGUGAUUGGAGUAGAACAUGUCACUGCUGUACAUUUUUAACUCCCCUAAUGGUGUGUCUAUAAUUGUUAAAUCUAAGUGCUUCCUCUCAGUAAAGCCUCCUGGCGCCAGGCCUUCCUGCUCGACUGAAAAAAAUUUUCUCUUUGAAAAUCCCCUUUUACUCAUGGCCCACGGUAGAAUAUCCAAAACGCCUUGGCUUUCAGGCCUGGCCUUUCCUACAGGGAGCUCAGUAACCUGGACGGCUCUAAGGCUGGAAUGACCACGUAGGUAGGUAUGGUGAGUUCAACCAUUUUUGCUCUUGAAUUGAUGCCCUUCGAUGUAUGCCAUUUAGUGAAAGUGCUAAGUCUUAAGUUUCCUGCCACUUUGGUUUCAUAUUUUUGGACUUAACAAAGUUGUGAAUAGCACAGUCGAGGAAAAUUGAUACCUGCAGUAACCCAUAGGAAAUAAACUGUAGAGUUCCAUAUUCUGGUAUUGUGAUUAUAUUGUUUUAUAUUAAAAAAGAAAAGAAAAGAAUUUUUUUUAAUUUUAUUUUUCCCCGUCUUGCAAAGUAUAGUGACCCCUGUUUCCAUUAAAUUUGAAUAAAGACUAUUUUUGCUUGAC
Piliocolobus tephrosceles (Ugandan red Colobus) is the source of this 3550-nucleotide messenger RNA. RefSeq names its product serine and arginine rich splicing factor 4 (gene SRSF4). Gene Ontology annotation, molecular function: mRNA binding. Lineage: Eukaryota; Metazoa; Chordata; Mammalia; Primates; Cercopithecidae. The transcript is spliced from 7 exons. The record is from RefSeq and is a predicted model, not a curated record. The coding region runs from base 1433 to 2887 and encodes 484 amino acids. Gene Ontology annotation, cellular component: cytoplasm; nucleus.